CGUGUCAAGAAACGAGUUUCAUCAUCUCGAACAAACUAGCACGUGUCUCGUCGCUUUCCGGCCCGCAUCCAAAUGGAAAGUCACACCACUCUUCAUCCGGCAAAAGUGCUCUUGGCAGACCAGCCUUUUUGAUUUUCACACCCGAGCCCAAGCCAGAUGCAGCAGCCGGGGAAGCCCAGGGUUUGCAUUGACCGCCCUGCUGACAAAGACCCACCCUAGAGGCAGAUCGCCAAUCAUGUUCUUCCCACUCUGGUGCCUCAGGCUGCUCGAGUAUCCCUGUCAAGCUAGACCCUAGCGCAGGUCACCCUUGAAUCGCAAGCUCUUUGCGGUUGGAAAGCCUUCUGCCAUUUCUGAUUCGCCUUGCCCGUGAAGCUUCCGUCGUCCCCAGAGACCGACCAGCCCAGCGCUGCGAGCGAGCGUGAGCCUUCCCUUUCUUACUUCUCCAUCCAUCUCUAGGCUUUGUGUCCCUUUCCUUUCCUUUCCUUCCCUCUCACCCACACACCAUUUAAGUACACACCGCACUUCUUCCCUUCUCAUAUCAUCCUCUUACUCUUCUUUUCUCUCCCUUCCCUCACUUCCUUCUUCCACUUCUGACGUCUCAAUUCCUCUUGGGACUUCCACCGAUUGUACCUCUACUCUUCUUCUAUCAUUCAUAUCAUCUCAUCUCAUCAUGAGAUCGUUCGAGCAAUCAUACUCCUCUGAUCCUGUCCUCACUCUACCGGCUCAACACCCUCACCAAGCGCCAGUGAAGCUCUACAGUUCUCCAUUCCCCACUUGAACACCAGACAUUGAUUACUCUGUAGUCUUCGUUCAACAUGGAUUCGAAUCGACCAGUCUUCAACACUCCAUUCACCAACAGCAUCCACCAGUCGCCAGCGAACUCCUCCUGGUCAAGCUUGACACCAACCCAGUCCACACCGCGAUCCGCUGCUGGUAGAAAGCGAUCAAGAGACGAAGCUUCCUCGAAUCUCGAAGAGGAUUACUUCCAAGUUCCAGUGCCUGUCAUCCCCGAGCCUGAGAACGAGGAUGAAUGGGAAUACGGAGAGGGCAUGGUGUUGAUCAAGAAGGGCACAGGGUACGUCACUGACUCAACGAGCCAGACCGGUACCUGGCAAGAAGAAAAGGCUGCGGAAGAGCAAGCGAAGUUAGCCGCUCAGAUCGCUGCCGCCGCGGAGAGACCAGUGAUUCGAGCUACCAAGAGUCAACGGCUGAACCUGAGCGCAACGCCUGCUAUCCCAGAGGAGGUCUCCCAAGAAGCUGCGUCUCCCGGUGGAUCGCCAGAACGUCAUACAGAGCCUACCGUUGAUAUGUUCACACUCCACUUGGGCAUCGGAUGGUCUUCGAUGGAUAAUGCGGGACCAGACAUUCAGGCUGCAGCCCGAGGCUGGGCAAAGUUCAUCGAAAACCACUUCCCUGUAACCAAUGCGAAGAUACAGCUUCAGAGCAAAGGAUUAUCAAGCUAUCUCGUCGAGGCGAAUGAGGGAUACUUUCUCUUCGGCGAAGAUCUCAAGCAAGGACGACUUGUCAGUACCAGCCUCGAGAGACUUUGGGUCAAUCUGAGAGGUCCUGCUCCUGUCUUCGAUGGUGACUUGGUCAUGGAGGCUGGCCAGACUCCUAAAAUUGACGCGCAACUACUCGUCGAGGGCGCUAUGAACGGAAUUCCGGUCGUUGGGGUCGCAAAUGGCAUCAAUCCACCUUUUGGGGGAGAACAAACAAUCAAUGGAAUGACUGAUGUUGUUGACUCGCCAAUCACCAACGGGGGAGUUAGUUCGAAUGGGAUUGUUGGCAACGGGGUACAAGUGAUGAAUGGAAUCGCAUCGGCCAAUGACAUUGGCAAUCUGAAUGGCGUACAUAAGCCACCUCAAUCAAUUGAGGUAGAAAUGGAUAUGAGUUAACGGCUAUAUCACGACACAUUGGACGGGGUAUAAAAAUUUGGGCGGGACCUGCUUCGAUCUGGAGUUCAGCUGGCUAUUGCAUUUAGGUUGGUCGGGGAGGGUCUCAGAGAAGGGACAAAGCAUUUGUACAAUAUUUCUGGGAUCAUUGGGAAGGAUGUUUGGCGGUAGGCAGCUGGAGGCAAAGUUACGGCCUUUAGCUACGCAGCAAUUAGCAUCGACAGCCUUCGGAAGCAAAAGUCGGUCAAUCAGUGAAUACAUGAUAUAAUAAAAACGAUUCCAA
Cadophora gregata is the source of this 2175-nucleotide messenger RNA. RefSeq lists its product as uncharacterized. Bases 816 to 1895 code for a protein of 359 amino acids. The record is from RefSeq and is a predicted model, not a curated record. The transcript is spliced from 2 exons. Lineage: Eukaryota; Fungi; Ascomycota; Leotiomycetes; Helotiales; Ploettnerulaceae.